CACGGAAGCACCAGCGAGCCUGCAGCUGCCAGGCACAGGGGUGCGCAUCGUCGUCCAACGUACCUUCAUCGAGGUGGUCGAGGAGUCUGGCGUCUGGCAGAUGGGGGCGGUUGCGAGGCGGGCGCUCUCCGUGCCAGCCCUGCCGAUCAGGGGGGACGAGAUGCCUCAGGACGCCCAGGAGGCGCGGGAGGGCGAGCCCGAGCGCCCCGAUCAUUCCACCGGCGUGCCCGAGCAGGGCCAGGUCGCGAGGGGCCCGGCGGGCCAGGAGCCGAAGACGACGGUGGCGAUCAGGAGCAUCCCCCCCCACCUCACGCGCGACCAGCUCGUGCAGUACCUCGACGCGCUUGGCUUCGCGGGCAGGUACGACUUCCUCUAUCCGAGGGGCUGCGCCCAGCAGGUGCCGCCUGUCGCCCUCCUCGGCUGGCUCGAGGACCCACACGGCCUGGGCUGGUCGGUGUGGCUGGCUGGCGGGAGCCUUGAGACGGGGGUGGUCGAGGGUGGUCUUCGAAUUCACUCGGCAGACACGCCACCCGCACGGGGCUUGGGCGGCAGUCAGCUAGAUACAGCCUGGUAA
Molecule: messenger RNA, 574 nt
Organism: Prorocentrum cordatum
Lineage: Eukaryota; Dinophyceae; Prorocentrales; Prorocentraceae
Source: the annotation of a GenBank genome assembly